Messenger RNA from Zygosaccharomyces rouxii, 3279 nucleotides. RefSeq lists its product as uncharacterized. Gene Ontology annotation, molecular function: protein binding; translation initiation factor activity; mRNA binding. The transcript has a single exon. The record is from RefSeq and is a predicted model, not a curated record. Lineage: Eukaryota; Fungi; Ascomycota; Saccharomycetes; Saccharomycetales; Saccharomycetaceae. The coding region runs from base 1 to 3279 and encodes 1092 amino acids. Gene Ontology annotation, cellular component: eukaryotic translation initiation factor 4F complex.
AUGUCUGAUGAAUUGAAAUCGCAGUCUUCUCAAGCAUCGGUUCCUGAUCAACAGCAGCAACAGCAGCAAUCUGGAACUGGCUUUGAACAGACUCCGCCACCACAACAUCAGCAGCAACAUCACCAAUCACAUCCAUAUCAUUACCAUGGUGGGAAUAAUAACUAUUCACAACGAGGUGGUAGAAAUGGACAUCACAACAAUAAUAGACAAGGCCAGCAAAGAGGUGGAAGAUAUGGAUCCAGUAAAUAUAAUUCUUAUUCCAACAAUUCAGGUCAAUACAACAGAUACAAUAAUGGUGUAGGAAAUGGCAAUAGAAACUAUAACGGUGGUUAUAAAUCUCACAGAGGUUCCAUGAAUCCUUCUGCUGCCGCUACAGCAAUGAAUAUGCAAUGGCCAGGUUAUUACAACAGUCCUCCAAUCUAUUACGUUCCACCACAAUUAGUACCUACAGCUGAUGCUGCCGCUGCCGCUGCUGCUGGUUCUAGUCCAGCUCCUGGUGGCCCUUCAACAGAUGUAUCUUCUUCAAGUUCACCCACUUCUUCAGUCUCUGGUGCUUCUACACCUCAACCUAAGAAGAUAGAAAUUACAACUAAGACUGGUCAACAUUUGGAUUUGAGUGCCCUUCACAAUCAACAAUCAGGUAUUACAACACCACCAAACAAUAGUAGUAACAACACUGCUGCCAGUAAUAGUAAUGAUAAUGAUAAUGAUGCCAGUAAUAAUAAGGGAGAGCCAUCUAAUUCAUCAGAUAGCACGCCACAACCGGCUGGGAAGAAAGAUGAAAAUCCAUCCCAAGAGAAAGAUGCUAGUAAAGAAGACGCAGAGAAGACUAAAAGAGAAUUUUUAGAACAGAUUAAACUUCGUAAACAAGCUAUGGAGAGGAAGAAGCAGGAAGAGGCUUUGAAGAAACAAGAAGAAGCUUUGAAGAAACAAGAAGAAGAGAAUAGGGCUAAACAGCCUGCUCCCGCACCCGCUCCUGCUCCUGCUCCUGCUCCUCAAGUGUCUUCUGAGGACAAGCCCGCAAAGGAAACUUCUAAGGAGGCAGAGGAACCACCUAAAGAUACCGCGACUUCCGCUUCCUCUGCUGCACCUGUACCUGCACCUGCACCUUCAUCUCCUGUUACUCCUGCUUCGUCCACUGAUAAUGGAUCCGAUGCUGCUGCAGCCACUGUUCCUAGCUCCAGUGAACAAGAACAACAGCAACAACAAGAAGUACCAGCUCAACAACCUAAAAGUGGUACAUAUGCUGCAAAACUUGCUGUGAUAAAACAACAAAAGGCACAGGAGGCCGCUGCUAAAGCUGAGAGUGAGAAACCGGAACAACCAGUGGAACAACCAGCUGAACAAGUGCAAAAGACUGAAGAACAACCACAACAAAAAGCUGAGGAAACUCAGGAAGAGCAGACUCAAGAGGCACCAGCACCUGAAGAGCAAGAAACUACACAGCCGUCCGUUAAUCCUCCAGCUGGUGCUGCCCCAGAGCCAUCAUCUGAAAACCUUGCUGGUGAAGAUGUUAACUCAGCGCCAGCCGGUAGCGCUGCUGCAGAAGAGGCCACACCAUCUACUGCUGGUACGGCUGCUCCUGAUGCUGCUGAAAAUGAAGAGAGUGGUGCUGACGAUUCUACUGUGGGUACCAUGUCACAGUUAUUGGAAAGGCUAAAAACUGCCGAUCCUAUCGAGGACGUUUACUCUUUUGAAUAUCCUGAAAAUGUGGAGCGUCCAGAUCCUAAAUACAAGAGUAUCAAGAGAAAAUACACCUAUGGCCCUACUUUCCUACUCCAAUUUAAGGAUAAGGUCAGAGCUAAGCCUGAUGAAGAAUGGGUGCAACAAUCAAUUUCUAAGAUUGUCAUAACACCUGCCAUGAUGAAAUUGGGUAAACCAAGAGAUGCUGGUGGCUUCGGAGGUGGACCCGGUGGUCGUGGUGGUGAUUUCAGAAAGAGUGCUUCUUUGAGAAACAUGGAAGGCAGAUCUAACUCCAGAAGUUCAUCUAAGAAGAAGUCUAAGAGAAUGAUGGAUGACAGAAAGUCUAACAGACCUUACACUUCUAGAAGAGACAGAGAAAGGACUUCUGAAAGGGAAGCCGAGGAACAAAGAAAGGAAGAUGAGAAAGCAAAGGAAGAAGUUAAACCAUUGAUUCCUAGUGCUAAUAGAUGGGUUCCAAAGUCUAAAUUGAAGAAAGCCGCUGAAAAGAAAUUGGCACCUGAUGGAGUUACUGAACUACUUGAAAAGGAAGAUGCUGAAAGAAAGAUGAAGUCAUUAUUGAACAAAUUGACAUUAGAAAUGUUUGACCAAAUUUCAUCUCAAAUUUUACAAAUUGCCGAUCAAUCUAAGUGGGAAAAGCAAGGUGAAACUCUGAAGGUUGUCAUUGAACAGGUUUUCCAUAAGGCAUGUGAUGAACCUCACUGGUCAUCUAUGUAUGCACAAUUGUGUGGUAAGGUUGUUAAGGAAUUGAAUCCAGAGAUUGCAGAUGAAACUAAUGAAGGUAAGACAGGUCCAAAAUUGGUCUUACACUAUUUGGUUGCAAGAUGUCAUGAAGAAUUCGAGAAAGGUUGGACUGAUAAAUUACCUACGAAGGAAGACGGUUCACCUUUAGAACCUGAAAUGAUGUCUGACGAAUAUUACAAAUUGGCCGCUGCCAAGAGAAGAGGUCUUGGUUUGGUGCGUUUCAUUGGUUUCUUGUACCGUUUGAACUUAUUGACAGGUAAGAUGAUGUUUGAAUGUUUCCGUAGACUAAUGAAGGAUCUAAACAAUGCACCAAGUGAGGAAACUUUAGAAUCUGUGGUAGAAUUGUUGAACACUGUGGGUGAACAAUUCGAAACUGACAGUUUCAGUGCUGGUCAAGCUACAUUGGAAGGUUCUGCUCUACUGGAUAGCUUGUUUGCUACCUUGCAAGAUAUCAUUGAUGAGUCUAAGAUUUCUAGUAGAAUGAAGUUCAAAUUGAUUGAUAUCAGAGAAUUGAGAGAAGAUAAGAAUUGGGACAGCAACAAGAAGCAGGAUGGUCCAAAGACUAUUCAACAGAUCCACGAAGAAGAGAAGGAACGUCUAAUGAAGAAUAACAACUCAAGAUCUAAUUCUAGACGUGUGAACAACUCUAUGGGUGGUAGAUCUUCCUCAAGAAGGGAGAAUCCAUCUAUGUCAAAGGAUAGUUUCAUUUCUACUAGAUCCGCAUCUUUGAGACAUCCACAAAAAUCCUCUCAAAAGGAAGAACCACGCAAACCUGAAAAAUCCGCAACUAACAUGUUCAGUGCCCUGAUGGAUUCCAAUGAGGACGAAGAAUAA